CUCCGCCGUCGACUCUUCCACCAAGUCCCGGCGCAUCGGCCUUUCCUCUUAAACCCCAAAUUGCCACACCCACCCACCCCUAUUUCCUUCCUCCAUUCAGAUCGAUUCAUCAAUUCAAAAAAAUACGGCCUUCCUCUCUUUCGAGAUUGUUAAUGGAGGUCGAAGUGAAGCUCCGAUUGCGAGACAAAUCCUCCCACCAGAACCUCCUUUCUCUACUGGCUCCAUUCCACGCCGCCACUCACCAUCAGCACAACACCUUCUUCGACGGCUCCGCCGCCGAGCUCAGCUCUCGGCGCGCCGUUCUCCGCCUCCGCUUCCACGAGAAAACCGAUCCCCCUAAAUGCUUCGCCUGCCUGAAGGCGAAAGCCGUGAUUGAAAAUGGCGUCAGCCGAGUCGAGGAAGACGAGGAGGAAGUGAACCCCGCCGCCGGUCAGGAAUGCGCCAUGGAACCUCAGAAAUUGGUCGAUUUGGAUUCUAGGGUUUUGAGGAGGGUGAAGGAGGAAUUUGGGGUUAAGGGUUUUGUGGGAUUGGGAGGGUUUAGGAACAUAAGGAAUGUGUAUGAAUGGAAAGGGGUGAAAUUGGAGGUGGAUGAAGUUAAGUACAGCUUUGGGGACAUGUAUGAAGUCGAAUGCGAGAGCUUGGAGCCGGAGAGGGUUAAAGCGAUGAUGGAGGAGCUCUUUAAGGAAAAUGGGAUCGACUAUGCCGAUUCGGUGAUGUCAAAGUUUGCCAUUUUUCGUGCCGGGAAGCUUCCCGAGUAGUUUAUUUGGCCGGAGAUUUUAACAAAGUUAACCAAAAGGAUCCAAUGGAACUUGAAAUGGCUUCGGGGACGGUUGUCAGGCUUUCUUGUGGUUUAUCAGCUAUUUUAUGUUCAUCUCCGUCGGUUUCUCUGAAAUCUUUUGGAUACACAAGCUGCUUCUGAGUUGUUAUUCUGCUUUAUGCCUUGGUACAUUGUUCAUCAAUUCCCGGUAUACAUGACUUGAUCUUUGAUUCUAACUAAGAUUUUAAAUAAAUUGUUGAGAUGUGAUGGACCUAAA
Molecule: messenger RNA, 1034 nt
Organism: Andrographis paniculata
Lineage: Eukaryota; Viridiplantae; Streptophyta; Magnoliopsida; Lamiales; Acanthaceae
Product: triphosphate tunnel metalloenzyme 3
Exons: 2
Coding region: 153-758 (201 amino acids)
Source: RefSeq, a predicted model, not a curated record